CCGCGAACUCCGGCGGCGGCUGAGGCGACGGCUGCGGCGGCCCGAGCAGCAUGCCGAGGAGGAAGCAGCAGGCCCCCCGGCGCUCGGCAGCUUACGUUCCCGAGGAGGAGCUGAAGGCAGCCCAGAUAGACGCGGAGUGCGAGGAGCAUGAGGGGCCGCCCCUGGACAUUCCCGAGAGCGACUUCGCCUGCAGCGAGGACACGGAGAUCAAGGAGGCCCAGAGCUAUCAGAACUCGCCCGUCAGCACCGCCACCAACCAGGACGCCGCCUGCGGGUCGCCCUUCAGCGAGAACAGCGACCCGCCGGCCCAGUUCCAGGGCCCGGCCACCAGGGAGGAGAAGGAGGAGCCGCAGGGUCCCGACAGCGUCUCCUAUCCCCAGGACAGCUUGGCACAGAUCAAAGCCGUGUAUGCAAACUUGUUCUCCGAGUCCUGCUGGUCCAGCCUCGCUCUGGACUUAAAGAAGUCGGGUUCGGCCUCCAGCAACACCGAUGUCAGCCGGAAGGAGAGCUCCACCCCCACCCCCACGCCCCCCACCAGUACCGCAGGCACUGCCGGCACGCCCGGCACCCCCGGCACCCCCAGCACCAGCGGCAGCACCAGCACCAGCCACAGCAGCACCACCAGUAACAGCAGCGGCUCCGGGUACGACUGGCACCAGGCGGCGCUGGCCAAGACGCUGCAGCAGACGUCGUCCUAUGGGCUGCUGCCCGAGCCCAGCCUGUUCAGCACCGUGCAGCUCUACCGGCAGAACAACAAGCUGUACGGCUCCGUGUUCACCGGCGCCAGCAAGUUCCGCUGCAAGGACUGCAGCGCGGCCUACGACACGCUGGUGGAGCUGACGGUGCACAUGAACGAGACGGGCCACUACCGGGACGACAACAGGGACAAGGACUCGGAGAAGACCAAGCGGUGGUCCAAGCCCCGGAAGCGCUCCCUCAUGGAGAUGGAGGGGAAGGAAGACGCCCAGAAGGUGCUGAAGUGCAUGUACUGCGGGCACUCCUUCGAGUCGCUGCAGGACCUCAGCGUCCACAUGAUCAAGACAAAGCAUUACCAGAAAGUGCCUCUGAAGGAACCAGUGCCGGCCAUCACCAAGCUGGUCCCUUCCACCAAGAAGCGAGCACUUCAGGACCUGGCGUCCCCCUGCUCCCCGGAGCCAGCGGGCGUGGCCGCGGAGGCCGCGCCGAGCGAGUCGGCCAAGGACCAGAAGACGGCCAACCCCUACGUCACGCCCAACAACCGCUACGGCUACCAGAACGGUGCUAGCUACACGUGGCAGUUCGAGGCCCGCAAAGCGCAGAUCCUCAAGUGCAUGGAGUGCGGCAGCUCCCACGACACCUUGCAGCAGCUCACCGCCCACAUGAUGGUCACCGGCCACUUCCUGAAGGUGACCACGUCUGCCUCCAAGAAAGGGAAGCAAUUGGUGCUGGACCCCGUGGUGGAGGAGAAGAUCCAGUCCAUACCCCUGCCCCCCACGACCCACACCCGGCUGCCGGCCUCUGGCAUCAAAAAGCAGCCGGACUCGCCUGCAGGUGCCGUGGCCGCCGAGGACAAGAAGGAGCCAGAGAAGGAGAAGGCACCGGCGGCUGGGGACACGGAGAAGGAGAUCAAGGAGGAGGGCGGGGACGCCUCUGAGAGGUUCGAGCCCACUGCACUCUAUCAGUACCUCCGCGAGGAGGACCUGGACGACAGCCCCAAGGGUGGCGUGGACAUCCUCAAGUCCCUGGAAAACACGGUCUCCACGGCCAUCAGCAAAGCCCAGAACGGCGCGCCCUCUUGGGGCGGCUACCCCAGCAUCCACGCUGCCUACCAGCUGCCGGGCGCCGUGAAGCCGCUGCAGACGGCCGUGCAGAGCGUCCAGGUGCAGCCGUCCUACGCCAGCGGCGUCAAGUCGCUGACCUCUGCCGAGCACAACGCCCUCCUGCACUCCCCGGGCAGCCUCACGCCGCCGCCGCACAAGAGCAACGUGUCUGCCAUGGAGGAGCUGGUGGAGAAGGUCACGGGCAAGGUCAGUGUCAAGAAGGAAGAGAGGCCACCCGAGAAGGACAAGGGCUCCCCCACCAAGGCCGCGUCCCCUGUGGCAAAGGAGAACAAGGAUUUCCCCAAAACUGAGGAGACCAGCGGCAAGCAGCCCAAGAAGGGCCCCGACGGCGAGACUGGCAGGACCAAAAAGGAGGGUCCCACGGACGCACACACCCCAAAUGGCACGGAGCCUCACAAAGCCAAGGUCACCAACGGCUGCGGCAGCCUAGGCAUCAUCACAGACCACUCACCGGAGCCCUCCUUCAUCAACCCCCUGAGCGCGUUGCAGUCCAUCAUGAACACCCACCUGGGCAAGGUGUCCAAGCCCGUGAGCCCCUCGCUGGACCCCCUGGCCAUGCUCUACAAGAUCAGCAACAGCAUGCUGGACAAGCCUGUCUACCCCACCACGCCGGUGAAGCAGGCCGACGCCAUCGACCGCUACUACUACGAGAACAGCGACCAGCCCAUCGACUUGACCAAGUCCAAGAGCAAGCCUCUGGUGUCCGGCGUGGCUGACCCGGUGGCCUCGCCGCUGCGGGAGAGCGCCCUCAUGGACAUCUCCGACAUGGUGAAGAACCUCACGGGCCGCCUGACACCCAAGUCCUCAACGCCCUCCACGGUGUCGGAGAAGUCGGACGCCGACGGCAGCAGCUUCGAGGAGGCCCUGGACGAGCUGUCGCCCGUCCACAAGCGGAAGGGGCGCCAGUCCAACUGGAACCCACAGCACCUGCUGAUCCUGCAGGCCCAGUUUGCCUCGAGCCUGCGGGAGACCGCGGAGGGCAAGUACAUCAUGUCGGACCUGGGCCCCCAGGAGCGAGUGCACAUCUCCAAGUUCACUGGCCUCUCGAUGACCACCAUCAGCCACUGGCUGGCCAACGUCAAGUACCAGCUGAGGAGGACAGGGGGGACGAAAUUCCUCAAGAACCUGGACACAGGGCAUCCUGUUUUCUUUUGCAACGAUUGUGCCUCUCAAUUCAGAACUGCCUCCACAUACAUCAGUCAUCUGGAGACGCACCUGGGCUUCAGCCUGAAGGACCUCUCCAAGCUGCCCCUUAGUCAGGUUCAGGAACAACAGAACGUCUCCAAGGUCCUUGCCAGCAAGGCUCUGGGCCCGCUGGGGGCCGCCGAGGAAGACUCGGGCUCCACAUUCCAGUGUAAGCUCUGCAACCGGACCUUUGCGAGCAAGCACGCGGUCAAACUGCACCUUAGCAAGACGCACGGCAAGUCGCCCGAGGACCACCUGAUCUACGUGACCGAGCUGGAGAAGCAAUAGCGUGCCGGUGUGCACGGGGCUGCCGGACGUCACACCACACCGUCCUCACACUGCACUAGGCCUGGCCUGAGCCGCUGAAAUCAGUCUUUCCUUUGUUGCUGAACUGCCUGUCUGGACCCUGGUUUUUCUUACACACAUUUUGUAGUUAUAUUUAUAUGCUCUUUGUCUGAUCUGUGCAUGUUAUUUUUUCUUUUUUUUCCGUGAGUCAGUCUGACCUUUAUUUUCAACAUCUGUUCUUGAUGUUAAGCUAUCUUUUGUAGGAAAUAGUGGGGCACGCGACUCAGAGACGCUAUUUAGCAGUAAAGAAAGAUGCAAAUAACAAUGAUAAAGAGACAUCCUAAAAUUACGAAGUUGCCAUGACAAUAAAGGUCAUAGAACCUGGGAGUGUCAAAUUUAACUCUUGGAGGACUGUAAUCGCAUUUCUGUGCCUUUCACUCAGAAAAAAAAAAAAAAAAGAAAAAAGAAAAAAAGGCUUAAAGGCAUUUCAUGCAGAUCAAAAGCUGUGUCAGACACAAAACGUAUUUAAUAAUUAAAAAAUGAGCUUUCUUAUGCAGGACUGGUUGGUGAGGAAGCAUGCAUGCAGCUAUGGGAAGUCAGUCAGAGGCUGCUGAGGACUCCCUGGGUUCCGAGGCCACCACUCCAUGUUCCGCUCACGCAGGGAGCCACACACACACACACACACACACACACCCCACAAACAACAACAAACACCCCCGUCGCCACUAUGCCCAAACCCUCCUCUGGAUGCUGAAGAAUGCCACUUUUGGCAGAAAAAGUAUGCAAGCUAUUAUUUAAAAAAAUGUGUAAAAAUGCUAUUUCUUUUUUUUUUUCCUGUAAAAUACUGCGGUUUAUAGUUAUUUACAAACGUAAGCUUUGGUACAAGCUGACCUUUCUAUAGCGUGCUGCAUUGGUAAAUGAAAAAAAUAAAUAAAUAAAUGGGGCAAACGUCGGAGUCCUUUCCUUGUCGAUUGCCAGCAUCAGCUUAAAACUCCUGUACGUUGCAUAUCGAACCAUUUUAAUCUCUUCAGCUUUCUUUGUACCUUCUGGCUGUAUGCUUUCUCUUUUAACUUUUUAUAUUGUCAUUUUAUAUUAAAUUUCUGUGUAUAUAAUGUAAAACCACGAUUUUUGAAUAAAAUUUAGUUCCUGCAGCUUGAUUUAAAUAGAGAAAUUUUACUGGCACCUGCGUCUUUCAAGAUGCAUGUACUCAGAGGAACUAUCAGACAAAAAUAAAUAAAUAAAAACAAAGCAAGCAAUGCACUAUUAAUUAUACAUUUUGAUGUUCUAUCAUUAAUAUUGUACAGUACAUUUUGGUUCACACAAUUAAAUCCACUGUUUUCUCAAAUGUAAAAUAAACCCAC
Messenger RNA from Lepus europaeus (European hare), 4651 nucleotides. It is a transcript of the gene TSHZ1, whose product is annotated as teashirt zinc finger homeobox 1. Gene Ontology annotation, biological process: regulation of transcription by RNA polymerase II. Gene Ontology annotation, cellular component: nucleus. The transcript is spliced from 2 exons. Gene Ontology annotation, molecular function: DNA-binding transcription factor activity, RNA polymerase II-specific; DNA binding. The coding region runs from base 51 to 3293 and encodes 1080 amino acids. NCBI's taxonomy places the organism in Eukaryota, Metazoa, Chordata, Mammalia, Lagomorpha, Leporidae. The record is from RefSeq and is a predicted model, not a curated record.